AGCUGGCAACGUAAACAGAAAAGCUAUCUUACUGAGAACCUGGCCACAAAUUGAUCGAUCGUCAUUAGUCAUCUUACCGCUGCACGCACACUAUGCUGAAGGCUGUUAUCCUGAUUGGCGGUCCGCAGAAGGGCACCCGCUUCCGCCCCCUUUCGCUGGACACGCCCAAGCCGCUCUUCCCACUGGCGGGUCGUCCCCUAAUCGCCCAUCAUAUUGAGGCCUGCGCCCAACUGCCUGAUCUCCGCGAGAUCCUGAUCAUCGGCUACUAUCCGCAGACCCAAAUGGAGGGUUUUGUGGGCGACAUGCAGGCCCUGUACAGCAGCAGCAACAUCAACAUUAGGUACCUUCAGGAGUUCACUGCCUUGGGAACUGCAGGUGGAAUGUACCACUUCCGGGAUCAGAUUAGAGCUGGCAAUCCCAGAGCCUUCUUUGUAUUGAACGGAGAUGUCUGCGCUGAUUUUCCGCUGCAGGAACUGUGCGACUUUCACGAGAAGCGGCCUGCGAGUGCUCUGGUCACCAUCAUGUCCACGGAAGCAACACGUCAGCAAUCCUUGCAUUACGGUUGUCUGGUUUUUGAUCGCAGUAGCGGAGCUGUCUCGCAUUAUGUAGAAAAGCCGAGCUCCUAUGUGUCCACCUUUAUCAACUGUGGGGUCUAUGUCUGUUCCAUGGAUAUAUUCACGGUGUUGGCACAGAUUUUUCACUCGAGAGGUCAGGAGUACAGCUGCCAGGCAUUUUGCAAUGGAAACGGAAAUGGAAAUGGCCGAGAGCAGGGGCAUAUCAAGUGGGAACAGGAGGUGCUCACGCCCCUGGCUGGAACCGAUAAGCUCUUUGCCAUGCCAGUGCCCAAUUGGUGGUCCCAGCUAAAGACUGCUGGAUCAGCAAUCUACGCAAAUCGUCAUUACCUAGGCCUGUACAAGAAAACGCAUCCCGAGAGAUUGGCCAACGUGGGAACCAAACGCGGAGAGGGCGACGGCAGCUUGAUCUGCACCGUGCAUCCGGACGUCUAUGUUCAUCCCAGCGCCACUGUUCAUCACAGCGCAGUGCUGGGACCCAAUGUGGCGAUUGGACCUGGAGUGACGAUUGGCCCCGGUGUGCGCAUUCGUGAAUCGAUUGUUUUGGAGCAGGCGCAGAUCCUGGACCAUACGCUCGUGCUGCACUCGAUUGUGGGCAGGGGCUCCACCAUUGGAGCUUGGGCUCGAGUCGAGGGCACGCCCAGUGAUCCCGAUCCCAAUAAACCCUUUGCCAAAAUGGAGAACCCACCGCUUUUCAACAACGAAGGCAAAUUGAACCCCUCGAUCACCAUACUGGGCUGUUUCGUGCAGGUGCCCGCCGAGAAAAUCCUGCUGAACAGCAUCGUUUUGCCGCACAAGGAGCUCAGUCGCAGCUUCAAAAACGAGAUCAUCUUGUGAGGAUGAUAGCGAGCUAUUCUCUUCGGUCUUUUUAUCCCUGUCAGUAUGCCAUUUUAUAUGUUUAUAUUGUGCAAUAUUCCAAAAACUAAAAAACUACCUAUUAAAUGUGUCCUAUCCUCUGACGUAACUUA
Messenger RNA from Drosophila teissieri, 1540 nucleotides. RefSeq names its product mannose-1-phosphate guanyltransferase alpha (gene Gmppa). The record is from RefSeq and is a predicted model, not a curated record. Gene Ontology annotation, cellular component: cytoplasm. The transcript is spliced from 4 exons. Gene Ontology annotation, biological process: biosynthetic process. Lineage: Eukaryota; Metazoa; Arthropoda; Insecta; Diptera; Drosophilidae. Bases 93 to 1409 code for a protein of 438 amino acids.